Messenger RNA from Sparassis crispa, 576 nucleotides. RefSeq lists its product as hypothetical. The transcript is spliced from 5 exons. The record is from RefSeq and is a predicted model, not a curated record. Bases 1 to 576 code for a protein of 191 amino acids. Lineage: Eukaryota; Fungi; Basidiomycota; Agaricomycetes; Polyporales; Sparassidaceae.
AUGCGUGGUCACGUCGAUGGUAGGGAGUUGAGCAAGUUGUUACAGGCGGGUGUACGAAAUACCGCAACUGGUUUUGCAGGUGCGGAACGUGUCUACAACGUGCACGCCGGCUGUGCUGAGCGUUUUCAACGUUUCAAACCCGCUAGGCGCCUUGCGCACAGCCAUGAGCUUGGCACAAUCUCGACAAUAACAAAGUCUGCUGCACAGACAGAAGGGUGCCUCCAGAAUCUAUGCAUAAUAACUUCACACUGGACGCGGCCUGUGGUGGUUGGUCGAGGACGUCCAUCGGGCUACGAUUCUAGAACUUGCAAAACCAAAAUGCACAGGGGUCUAUAUAAUAGUCCGUCUGACUGUGCUGCAAAUUUAAUUCUACGGUGCACGGACGAACACUCGCUUCAAACCGUCUCUAGAAAUUUGUUGCGGCAGGUCAAGGCGUGCAAUCGAAUUCGAUACCAUUCAAUUCAACCCUCCCCCCUCAAUGUCCCGGACACAACAUUCCUCGAAUAUUCUCCGUCAUGCUGCGCGGCACUGUCUGCCGUCAACCAGCGAGCAAAUGAUAUAACAUACAGACGGUAG